AUGGAUUCGGGAAACGCAAUUAUGUAUCCACUAAUCACGGAGACCACUCUGAUGAGAGGAAUCGAGGCCUUCGAGAGAACGACUUUGGCUCCAGGAUGCCUGGACAGGCCGAUAGUCAGAGCCGCUGGGAUCCUCCGGAAAGAUUCUGCGACGGAGAUCGUCGACGUGAACAAACUGUCGCAGAAGAGCACGUCGGUCAUCCAAUAUGUGGAGGUUGCUGAUGCGAAUGGCCAUCUUUAUUGUGUGGACGGGGACGUAAACACCUCUUGCUGGCUAAAAAUCGUCUCAUUCGCGAAAGACUGUCAGAGCUGUAACGUUAUUUUAGCACUCAGCGACAAGGGAGUGAUAUUAAGAGCCACGAGAUGUAUAACACCGGGCGAACCAUUGUUGAUGUGGUUCACCGAAAGUAUUCUAGCUAUGCUGAAUAUACCGUUUUUGACGCCAGCUAAUAUUCAAGGACAGAACCGUUACAUCUGCCAUGUAUGCAACGAUCUCUUCGAAUACCCGAAUCCAUUAAAAAUUCACCUAGCCCUGAAAUGUAAUCGACUGGACAGUAAUCAUUUUUGGACCUCGCUAGCGACAGAGUUCGGCUCGCCACAUAGGUCGAGCUUGUCCUUCAGCCUGUUCCCGCAACCAACGUUCAGUUUCCAAUUGAGGAAAUCGCCAGAGCCGCCGAUUUUAAGAGACUCCAACGUUCCCGUUACAAACGGUAAUUCGUCCCAUUCGUCCGACCAAGUCUCGCCAUCAUCUUCGAAUCAGAUAUCUCCGAACUCCACGCCUAAGCUGAUCUCAUCAAACUCGUCAAAUCCUCCUAUAGUGAAAGAUUUAAAUUUAAUUCGACAAUCAGCGUUCAAGCCUUAUGCGAACCAAGAGCCCGUUUUAAGAACGUACACCAUUCCACCGACCGCUCCAGCACCCAUCGCCGACGUCCAUGCCGCUCAGGUGGAGACCAUAGUCAGCAACCUGGGUAAAACGAAACGGGGACAUCUCUGCAUCUACUGUGGGAAAGUCUACUCCAGGAAAUACGGAUUAAAAAUUCAUAUCAGGACUCAUACUGGAUACAAACCGCUUAAAUGUAAAUAUUGUUUGAGACCGUUCGGUGAUCCAAGCAAUUUGAAUAAGCACGUGCGAUUGCAUGCCGACGGCGAAACGCCUUACAGGUGCGACUUGUGCGGUAAAAUUAUGGUCAGAAGACGAGAUCUUGAAAGGCACAUCAGAUCGAGACAUCAAGAGAACGGGGACAACAUUACGGAUUCAUCAUCCGACGGCACCGAUACAUAA
Molecule: messenger RNA, 1281 nt
Organism: Ceratina calcarata
Lineage: Eukaryota; Metazoa; Arthropoda; Insecta; Hymenoptera; Apidae
Gene: Prdm13
Product: PR/SET domain 13
Exons: 4
Coding region: 1-1281 (426 amino acids)
Biological process (GO): regulation of gene expression
Cellular component (GO): nucleus
Molecular function (GO): protein binding
Source: RefSeq, a predicted model, not a curated record